GCUAUGUGUGGAUUCCACAGAAAUGUGAUCACAUUGACUGAGUAUACAAUGCAGCAUCCUUGGAACCUUUAAAACAAACGAAUACCACCACCACCAGUUUCUAGUCCUUAAGGCUGUGAAAAUAGACGACAAAGAGUGGGUGGUACGUGGUCAAGUAGAAGCUGUAGGCUGGGUUAAGCAGCUUUCCAGUGGUUAAGGAAUACAUCUAGCCUGGCCUUUCCCCAGCACUAGCACAAACAGAACUAAUGAUAAGGGGAUGAAUAUAAGCCAAUUUACUUACUGUGCAUAAUUUGUUCAGAUUGCAGAAUUCAGCAUCCAAUGGACCAGAACUUACCUUGGUGCGGAAUAAUAUUUGUUUAUUAGCCUUUUAGCAAGGAGUGUACAUAGUUUGGGGUAUAACUUAGCCUCCAUCAAAGCCCCAAGAAGUAGCUGCAUCAUGCCAACACUCAGUGUGGGAGCACUAAAUAGAAAACUGCUCUUUAACACUAAACAGUGUUACUAGUGUGUUCUAGUGAACAGGAAGGAUAAAAAGCUUUACUAGAGAACUUGGAGUGCAAGUCAAGGGAGGUGUGCAGGAAAUGCUCUGUCGAAUGAGAGUUUUGCACAGGGGGAAACCAAGCAGUUAAGGAUUAUCCAGGCAAGGUUUAUUUAUUAACAGUAUUUGUAAACUGUCUGUCAACUUGUGUUUAUAAGGCACUGAACAAGAUAAUAAUGCAAAAACACUUAAGGGGGGGGGAAUGUUUCUUUUUUAACAUUUAGAAAACCUGCUGUAAAUGCCUCUUUGCCCAUGAGAUACAGUAGGAUAUAAAUCAGAUAGAUAAAUACAAACAUAAUACAUCCAGUUAAAAUGGAUGUCAGGCUAUAAAAGUAAUAGACUAAAAGCGAUAGUAAACUGUCUCUACUAACUUCUAGAUGCCUGCUAGACUAAGAGUGGCUUAACCUUUAAAAAAAAAAAAAAGGCCGAGAGACUAGCCAGGUUUCUCAAAGAAGCAGCUUAUAGUUCUGGGGCCACUACAGAAAGGACCCUGCUGAUGGUCAUAUGAUCUCAUGAGACCAUGGAAGCUGGAGCAUAGCCUUUUUAGCAAAUCUUAAGAAUCCUAGUGUUGUGCAAGGAUGAAGUGGAUUGUGGGAGGAGGUGUUGCGAUAUUUUGGGCCCAGACCAUGUAAGGUAAGGUAAAGUGUGCCGUCAAGUUGACUUCGGCUCCUAGCGCCCACAGAGCCCUGUGGUUGCCUUAGGUAGAAUACAGAAGGGGUUUACCAUUCUCUACUCCCGUGCAGUAUGAGACGAUGCCUUUCAGCAUCUUCCUAUAUCGCUACUGCCCGAUAGAGGUGUUUCCCAUGAUACCAGCAGGGAUUCGAACCGGCAGCCUUCUGCUUGUUAGUCAAGCAUUUCCGUGCUGCACCAUGUAAGAGUGAGAAAAUCAAAAUGAGAUUGUGCUGAACAUUGAAGGAAGAAAGAUGAUGUGGAGAUAUAGGGAAGAGAAAGUUAUUUCGGGACUAGUGAGUGGCAUCAAAAAGGGAGAAAAAGACAAAAGAAGCCAACAACUGGAGUUCUACACUAGCCACGCAGACCGUGCCUCAUUCCUGGCAUUUGUCUCUCAAGUGGACUCCUUCCUACUAACCCGUUACCACACCAUCCUAGAGCAGCUAAAGGCUCUCUAUGAACCUAUUAACCCCGACCGGGACACGCUGCAAGACUUCUCUCUGACGGAUACUGAACGGUUAGUGAAAGAACAAGAAGUCUUAUCCAGGAUGGAACCACUGCUGGACCAGGCCAAUUUCAACAGCUUGUCAGAAGAUGUGCUGGCAUAUGCCCUUGUAGUUAACCAUCCUCGCGAUGAAGUCCAGGUGUCUGUGAACCUGGAUCAGUACGAAUACAUCCGAUUCUGGGCUCUUGGCCAACGAAUAGGACCACUGCAGGUGAUGACUACCCUUCAAGCUCGGAGAGGGUUCUUUGGUACAUCUCGGAUUCCAGCAAACAGACGUUAUUUUAAACGGGUGAUUGUGGCUGCCCGGCCCAAGAACGCCCACCUGGUGCUGAAAUGCUUUAAGGACAUCCCUCUGGAAGGCCUUGAGCAGCUGCUGCCAGCUGUCAGAGUCCGCACAUCCAUCUUAUACCGGACCCUCAUCAACAGCAUGCUGGUAGUGAGCGGUUUGGCUGUUUUUGUCAACGUAGGAAUGGUGAUCAUGUCUGACCUCAAGAUCGGCACCAGUUCCCUGUUGAUUUUCUUUGCUGCCCUCAUGGCCUUCCGGGCUUGGAAGGCCUUUGGCCAGCGCCGGAAUAUCCACUCCCUUGAGCUGGUGCACAUGCUGUAUUACCGUAGCACAUCCAACAACUCGGAGCUGCUGGACGCCCUAGCUCUGCGGGCCCAAGAGGAGCAUACGAAGGAGGUUAUCUUGGCGCACACUUUCUUCCUCCAGCAGCAGAAGCAGCAACAACAACAACACCCCCUGAAGGAGGACACAGACUCCAAACCUCUCGAACAGCUGAAGCGAGAAGUGCAGGCUUGGCUGCACCUCCAGUCUGGGCUGGAUGUGACCUUCUGUGCUGAACGUGCCUGCAAGCACCUCAGGGAACUGGGAGUCGAGGCUGUGGGUCCUCCCACGACUAGGACCUAUCCUGUCACUGGGUAGGAGCCCCUAUGCUUGCUUGCUCUAGCAAGCACUUUCCAAAUGGUCAGGGCUCCUGAUGGGCCCUUAAUGCUAAGCAUGCCAAGUUCAGCAGGCCAAGGCUCAAUUUUCCCAGUGCAUUAUGGGUGUGAUGCUCAAAGGUGCAGGUAGUGAUGUUGCAUGGAUACCCAGAAACCAUGAAGGUUUCUGCCACGUUCUUAGUGGUUCUUCUUGAGAUGGGUAUCUUCUUCCAUAUUUCAUGUCAGGUAAAAUGCACAAUGGCAUGAAAUACCACUUGGUAUACUGCGGCAGACCUCUUUGCAAAGGGGCCAUAUUAGACCUCAAAGAUUGAUACAAACUAUUGUGUGUAUCAAUGAUGAAAGCUUGCAUUUAAAGUCUGUGUGGAUGUUCGCAUAGAAUUUUUAUUGUAUCUUGCCUCUUGUUUUUUGGAGCUGCCUCUCUCUCUCUCUCUCUCUCUCUCUCUCACACAUAUAUGAGGGAAAGUUUUUAAAAAACAACAACCCAAGGCUGUUUACAUUGCAACAAGAAUGGCACAAAGCAAUGAAUCUCCUGCAGUUAGGGCAAGAUUGUGUUUUAAACCUCCUUUGCUCUCCCUGUUGGGGGCUUUCUUCUCUCUCUCUUCUUAAAGUUAAUCACUUUUAUAGCACUCUGAAACCCGCAAUAUGCACUUAGGUGCAGCCCGAAGACCAUACUACACAGCAGGGCUCUUGUUUGAGAUUGUUUUAUAGAAAGGAAAACGUAUGCAAACUGUGUGGUCCUGGGCAAGUCAGUAAGUUCACGCAGUGCAUAAACUUGUAAAAGGAAGAUGCUCUGUGCAUGCCCAGGGGCAUCUUUCUGCAUCAUUGCUCUCUCUAUUCCAGGACUCUACCCCCCUACUGAAAACUGAUUCCAGGGUUUAGAACAAAUUUAGGGCUUGAUUUAAUGGCUGGAUUGAGAAUUGAGCCCAGGCACCCUAUGUUUCUCCCAGUACUGUGUCCACUGGACACUUAUGCCAAUAGAAACAUGCACAUGUAGCAGGAAGAGUUCUUGAGAGGAUGGUUGGUGAUGGGUUUGAAGCAGAAACAGCUUUUCUACCUCUUACUACUAUUGUUUGCAAUAAGGUCUUAUACCACCUUCCUGGAGGGGACCCGCAGAUCUGAUUCUCCCCUGCUGCCUCUAUGCAUAGAUACUGGGUUUUUUAAAACAAAUCAUCUGAGUGUGUAUGUAGGUUUAUUUAGGGAAACGAGCACUUUGUCCUGAUGAAUGUGCCUGUUAACUGCAUGAGCAGAUGUGGUAUCAUUCACGGGUGGCUGUGUAGGGUCUGUAGCCAGAUGAGCCCAUAAGGUCUCCUGUACCUGCUUGAAAGCUUAAUUGAAGGCACACACUCCCUGAGAGGGUCUAUCAGUUCAUCACAGAGCGAUGGUGGUGGGAGAAGCAGCACUAAUCAGAAUUUUCCAGUGUGGGUCUCUCAGAGAACUUUCCAGGAAAGUUUCAAACAUAGAACUGCGUGGUUUUGCUCACCUUUUCAUACUAUUACUGUGUGUACUCCUCUGUUGAAAGAUCCAAAUGAAACAGUUGGGUAAUACCUCUGAUUUGCUAGUGGGUCCUAAUAAAGGUAUUGCUGGAUUUGUUCCACUAGUCCAGGACUGCAUAACUUUGGCCCUCCAGCUGAUGUUGGACUACAACUCCCGUCGUCCCCAAACACAGUGGCCAGUAGGGUUGAUGGGAGUUGUAAUCCAGCAUCUACAAGAGUGCCAAAAUUUUGCAUCCCUGCACUAGUUCACUGCUGCUAACUACAACUUAUUGCCUGUCAUAAAAUGUCAUCUGCAUAGGACUGUUCACCUGCUGAGAGGUGUGUGCAGUGGUGGAAAGGGAUGAGCAGUGAAGCCUUACAAUGGCUUUGGUUUGGCUUUAAGCCCGAUGUAGCUAACAUGAAUAUGGAGUCUUAAAUAAUGGUUGUCCUGUUGAAGUCAUUAUGGGUCAGAAGAGGUGCAUGAAUUCCUACUGUGUCCUCUGUGCAAUAAAAUAUUUUCCCACAUCCAUAA
Molecule: messenger RNA, 4655 nt
Organism: Hemicordylus capensis (graceful crag lizard)
Lineage: Eukaryota; Metazoa; Chordata; Lepidosauria; Squamata; Cordylidae
Gene: TMEM143
Product: transmembrane protein 143
Exons: 7
Coding region: 1459-2634 (391 amino acids)
Cellular component (GO): mitochondrion
Source: RefSeq, a predicted model, not a curated record